Diatraea saccharalis (sugarcane borer) is the source of this 735-nucleotide messenger RNA. The record is from the annotation of a GenBank genome assembly. Lineage: Eukaryota; Metazoa; Arthropoda; Insecta; Lepidoptera; Crambidae.
AUGGCCGCCGCCGAGCACACGCUCCUCAUGGAAGGUAAAGAGAAGCCGGAGUUCUGGUCGGCGUUGGGCGACCGCCGGGGGGUGCUCCGCGCGGCGUCGCUGCACGAGGUGGAGCGGCCGCUGCCGCCGCGCCUCUUCUACUGCUCACUCGCCGCACACUCGCAAUACUACUUCGAGGAGAUAAUAUCGUUCAGCCAGUACGAGUUAUCACCGGAGAUGUGUGCGAUAUUGGACGCUCACUGUGCUGUAUACGUAUGGACAGGGAUGCACUGUCCCGCUCGCGCUAGAGAACAUGCCCUCUCGCUCGCACACGCAUACCUAGCACAAGAUCCCGCUGCAAGGGAUCCAGAGACGCCUAUUCUUGUUCUGUCACAAGGUCGAGAGCCGCCAAACUUCACUGGUUUCUUCCCGCACUGGAAACAAACUAUGUGGAAGGGACACAAAACUUUUAGUGCAAUUAUCAGCGCUCUAGAAGGCAAAGCAAUAGUGCAGUGUGGCAACAGUGCGCUUCAGAGCGGCAACACUGCUAACAGAUUCGAUCAGUACGAGAAGUAUCCCCUUGCAGUGUUGAGGGGGCCGAAGGAACACUUGCCUCCAGACGUUGACCCACUCACUAAAGAGUUGUAUUUAACUCAUGAUGACUUCGUAGCGACAUUCGGCGCGUCUUACGACGAAUUCCGUGCACUGCCAGCUUGGAAACAGAAGGAUAUGAAAAAAGCUGCCGGCCUAUUUUGA